Molecule: messenger RNA, 2153 nt
Organism: Macrobrachium nipponense
Lineage: Eukaryota; Metazoa; Arthropoda; Malacostraca; Decapoda; Palaemonidae
Product: chorion peroxidase-like
Exons: 13
Coding region: 1-2151 (716 amino acids)
Biological process (GO): response to oxidative stress
Molecular function (GO): peroxidase activity; heme binding
Source: RefSeq, a predicted model, not a curated record
AUGUUAGUAGCUCCAUUUCAGCUUCUCCAUGGAAUCUUUGGUAGCGAUCAGAAGGUAGGCUCUGAAUUUGGUGCCUGUGACCCUCAUGACCGCUACAGGACGAUGGAUGGGUCCUGCAACAACCUGCAGGACCCUCUGAAGGGUGCUGCCUUCAGAAGAUUCAACAGGAUUCUGUGGCCAGAGUAUCAUAAAGGAGUCUCGCAUUUACGAAGAGAUACAAAUGGCAAGCCGCUGCCCAGUGCCAGGUUGGUUAGCACUACAAUCAACACGAUGAAAGUCAGCCCAGAAAACGGUCAUCUAUCUGCUUUCCACAUGACGUAUGGGCAGUUCCUAGACCAUGACAUCACACGAACACCUGUGAUGAGGGUUCUACAGAUGGAAAAUGGAACCACCACAAAUAAUGGGCUCCCAAUCAAGUGUUGUGACGAGAGGUUGAAUGGAAUGGCUGAAAAUCUAGAAGAUUUGGGGUGCGCUCCCAUAGAUAUUCCUAAGAAAGAUCCCUUCUACUCAAGCUUCAAACAAACGUGUAUGGAGUUUGUGAGGUCCACGCCAGCCCCCCGGUGUACCCUGGGCCCGAGAGAACAAAUGAACGAGCAAUCUGCCUAUCUGGAUGCGUCCCAAAUCUACGGAGUGAAGCCAACCACCCCAGGCAAUGAUCCUCUGAGAGCCAAUGUUGACGGCCUUCUGCUCAAUCACUGUUUCAUGAACACCUUCGUCGAUGAGUUGUACACACGACGGCUAGGCACCAUAAACCACUCCGAGAUAACGCAGCAGGAACCAUCGAACAUCUGUGACCCCUGUAGUUGGAAGAAGUCAGAGCUCUCCCAUCUUCGGCUAGUUCCGCCUCUAAUUUCACGACCUUCACUAACUCGUUAUUGCUAUUCCGGCUAUGGCCACUAUAGCUAUAUGCCCCCGUCCGCCAACAGCUGCACCGCCCUUUUCUGUCUCUUAGACGGGUCCCGCCCCCCGGCUGGCUUUAUUUCUGGGACCCAAAUAACUCAAGAAGGGUUUGAACUGCUUUCACUUUCAAAGAACUUGGAUGAUGGGUGUAACGUCCCAAAGAAUGCAGCCAAGGGCAAGUUCUGCUUCAAAGCAGGAGAUGGACGUGUCAAUGAGGUCCUGUCCUUGACCUCUUUCCAUGUAUUGUGGGCUCGUGAGCACAACAGAGUGGCAAAGAUCCUCAAGGACCUUCGUCCAAGAGCUAAAGAUGAAGAACUUUACCAGGAAACCAGGAGGAUCAUUACAGCAGAGCUCCAACACAUCACCUACAAUGAGUUCCUCCCAAGUGUGAUACCCUUUCCGAUCUUAGCAGCUCAAGGAAUGCUUCCCAAGACAGGACAAACCCAAACAAAAUCAUACAAUCCUACAGUAGAUGCUACAAUCACCAAUUCCUUCUCAACUGCUGCCUACCGCUUUGGGCACAGUGAAAUAAGGGAUUCCAUCAGGCACAUAAAGGAGAAUGGAAACAUUGAGGAUGAUGAACUUUCCAGUAAAUUCUUCAACCCUUUCGACCUCUAUGAUCAAAAUACCAUGGGGGACAUAGCUAGAGGAGAAACAAGCAGCAAUUCUAAGAUGGUGGACCAGUUCUUCACAAAGGAGGUAACAGGAAAGCUAUUCCGAGGCCCCUUUGGCUUUGGGCUAGACCUGCUAGCUCUGAACAUCCAGCGAGGCAGAGACCAUGGGCUUCCAGGCUACACAAAAUGGCUGGCCAAAUGUGGAUAUCGAAAUUUCAACAAAUUUGAAGACCUUUCUCGCGUUAUGUCCAACAACACCAUCGCAGCCCUGAAGAGUGUUUACAAAUCUGUACAUGACAUAGACUUGUACCCAGGAGGGAUCUCUGAAACACACUUGGAAGGAGGGAUCCUCGGCCCAACUUUCACCUGUCUACUGACUGAUCAGUUCAAGAGGAUGAAAUUUGGUGAUCGCUUUUGGUAUGAAGAGAGAGGCCAAGCUGGGUCAUUCACGAAGGACCAAAUUCAAGAACUGCACCAGGUCUCCCUUGCGAGGGUCAUGUGCAACAACAUUCCGGAACUGAAGAGGAUCCAGCGCUUUCCGCUUCUGGAACCAGGACCCAAAAACCCAGUUCUGCCCUGCGAGUGUCACAGCAGCCUCAUUCCAAACUAUGACCUUACCCCUUGGAGGAAUACAUAAGA